Iphiclides podalirius (scarce swallowtail) is the source of this 1737-nucleotide messenger RNA. The record is from the annotation of a GenBank genome assembly. Lineage: Eukaryota; Metazoa; Arthropoda; Insecta; Lepidoptera; Papilionidae.
AUGUGGCUCUUAUUAAGUCCUCGGCGUGAUGGAUGCCCCAAGGCCCCAACCUGUCACCAGGUGCGAGCACCGCCAUAUUCACUGGCAACUCGAAACCCCCUCGGCGGGAGUCGCGUGUACCGCGUCAGAGGCUCAGACGAGCUUCUUUCGCAGAGUGGCGUCACCGUCAUGGCACCUGCCGCUCCACACCACGCUGACAACAACAAUCAGGAUUCCGCCGCCAAAAAGGUGAAGUUGGAGCAGAAUGUCGGGAAGCCCUCGCGCGUCAUCCACAUACGGAACAUACCAAACGAGACGACCGAAGCGGAGGUCAUCCAACUGGGCCUCCCUUUCGGCCGGGUCACCAACGUGCUGGUUCUCAAGGGCAAAAAUCAGGCGUUCCUCGAGAUGGCGGAGGAGAUCUCUGCGGUGGCGAUGGUCGCCUACUUCGGCGGCUGCGUUGCCCAACUGCGCGGUCGCGCGGUCUACGUGCAGUUCUCCAACCACAAGGAGCUAAAGACCGACCAGACCCAUAGCAACGCUUCGGCAUCAGCCCAGGCGGCUCUGCAAGCGGCCCAGGUCAUAUCCAACAGCGCCGGCGCCGCCCUGGUCGCGGGUGCUGGCGCCGCCUUGCAGCCGGCCAACGGAGGCACCGAAAUACAGGGAGGUCCCAACACGGUGCUCCGAGUGAUUAUAGAGCACAUGCUUUACCCGAUUGUGCUCGACGUGCUGUACUCCAUCUUCCAACGGUACGGGAAAGUUCUGAAAAUCGUGACCUUCACUAAAAACAAUUCUUUCCAAGCGCUCAUCCAGUACCCCGACACCAUGUCUGCGCAAACGGCGAAGACGGCCUUGGACGGGCAGAACAUAUACAAUGGCUGCUGCACGCUACGCAUCGACUACUCUAAGAUGACCUGCCUCAACGUGAAAUACAACAACGACAAGUCGCGGGACUACACUAACCCCACACUGCCAUCUGGCGACGGCGACGCGCACCAACUGUUGACCAGUGGUGGGGUUUUGCCUCCUCCGUUCUUGGGGUUGGGGUCGGGACUGGCGUCCCCAUACGGCGUUGGAGUUAGUGGCGUGGGACUGCCGGCCUUCGGUGCCCUCACGUUGACUCCAGCGUCCCCAGCACUUCGGGCCCUGACCGCUCCGCCGUUGCCAUUGGCAACGGUCCUGCUCGUUUCCAACCUCAACGAAGAGAUGGUCACGCCUGACGCUCUCUUUACCCUUUUUGGCGUUUACGGCGAUGUGCAACGCGUCAAGAUCCUGUACAACAAAAAGGAUUCAGCCCUAAUUCAAAUGGCGGAGCCACAUCAAGCUCACUUGGCUAUGACCCACAUGGACAAACUGCGCGUGUUCGGCAAGGCCAUGCGCGUGAUGCUGAGCAAGCACCAGACCGUGCAACUGCCUAAGGAAGGCCAGCCCGACGCCGGACUAACCAGGGACUAUUCCCAGAGCCCGCUGCACAGAUUCAAGAAGCCGGGCAGCAAAAACUACCAGAACAUAUACCCGCCAAGCGCCACACUGCACCUGUCCAACAUUCCAGCGACCAUCUCCGAGGAAGAUAUCAAAGAGGCGUUCACCAAGCGCGGCUUCGCGAUCAAGGCGUUCAAGUUUUUCCCGAAGGACCGCAAGAUGGCGCUCGUCCAACUGCCGACAAUUGACGACGCGGUGGCAGCGCUCAUUAAAAUGCACAACUACCAGUUGUCGGAGUCCAACCACCUCAGGGUGUCCUUCUCCAAAUCGAGUAUC